AUACAACAUACCCGGUAGGUAGCGGUGUUAUCAUCCAAAAUUUCGUUUAAUGGCACCUUUGACGGUGAAAGCGCAAUAGGUCGACAUUUCAAAAAUCUUCAUUUCAAAAGAGCCAGAAGGCAAUACUAACAUAUUUCAAAUAUGGGUAUUUGAGUAAAUAAAACAAUGGACAUUGAUUAAUCUACUGCACAUGUGCAAAUUACAUCCAUCUCCCUAUUGAGGUGUCAAAUGGACAAAAAUUUGCCCGGGCGUUAAAUGCAAUGCGAACGCCGAUUAUCAACAGUCUUGAAUAGUGAACGAGUGGUGUGCAUUUUGUGCGUGCCUUAGGUCCUUGGGAGUAAAUGUGAACAUGAUGUGAAUGCAGCAUUGCCAUAACAACUCAAAUUUUUUGUCCCUUGUUACCGUGUGCAGAAGCUGCCAUGCCAUUUUAUCAUAUGUGCUCAGUACCCCCAAUAGGUGGCAGCCUCGUCAAUAAGUUCAAUUUUGAUACCUCUGACGGUGAAAAUGCAUACUAACAAAACGUAGAUUGCUGAAUCUUGACAAUUUGUCACGUUAAAGUUAUCGUCUCGUGCGUGGAAAGGGUGUGUGCCCGAAUAAAAUAAAACCGCUUGUGUUGCUUGAUGUGGUGGAUGAAACUAAGAAAACCUUCUUGAUCUAUCCCAGAAUUCCGGAAUUGAACGUGCCGCAAGCUAGCAAAAAUGCCGAAACAGAUGAAUGUGAGGGUGACCACCAUGGACGCGGAGCUAGAAUUCGCGAUCCAACAAACGACGUCUGGCAAACAGUUGUUCGACCAGGUGGUCAAAACCAUUGGCCUUAGGGAGGUGUGGUUCUUCGGACUGCAGUACACCGACUCUAAAGGUGACUUGACCUGGGUCAAACUUUAUAAAAAGGUUAGCAGCCAAGACGUUAAAAAAGAGAACCCUCUACAGUUCAAGUUCCGUGCAAAGUUCUACCCAGAGGACGUGGCCGAAGAACUUAUUCAGGAUAUUACACUACGUCUGUUCUAUCUCCAAGUGAAGAACGCUAUCCUCUCAGAUGAGAUAUACUGUCCGUCAGAAACAUCCGUACUACUAGCGUCCUAUGCAGUGCAAGCCAGAUAUGGGGACUACAACAAGGAUCUACACAAACCUGGAUUUCUGGCCAAUGAUAGAUUAUUGCCACAGAGAGUAAUGGAUCAACACAAGAUGACAAAAGAGGAAUGGGAGAAUAGCAUAAUGACAUGGUGGAAGGAGCAUAGGGGUAUGCUUCGAGAAGACGCCAUGAUGGAAUACCUCAAGAUAGCUCAGGACCUCGAAAUGUACGGGGUGAACUACUUCGAAAUUCGUAACAAGAAAGGUACUGAACUGUACCUUGGUGUUGAUGCCUUGGGUUUGAACAUUUACGAAAAAGAUGAUCAAUUGACGCCAAAAAUCGGUUUUCCAUGGUCGGAGAUCCGUAACAUAUCAUUCAACGACCGCAAAUUCAUCAUAAAACCGAUCGACAAAAAAGCACCAGACUUUGUGUUCUUUGCUCCGCGUGUUCGCAUCAACAAACGUAUUUUGGCAUUAUGUAUGGGCAACCACGAAUUAUAUAUGCGCAGACGCAAGCCAGAUACAAUAGAUGUACAACAAAUGAAAGCCCAAGCGCGCGAAGAAAAAUUAGCGAAACAACAGCAGAGGGAAAAACUACAGUAUGAAAUUGCAGCGAGAGAAAGAGCUGAGAAGAAACAGCAGGAAUAUGAAGACCGUAUUAAAGCCAUGCAAGAGGAGAUGGAACGUAGCCAAGCUAAUCUAAUGGAGGCCCAGGAAAUGAUCCGACGGCUAGAGGAGCAGCUGAAACAGUUGCAAGCUGCCAAAGAGGAACUGGAAAAACGCCAGAACGAAUUGCAGGCUAUGAUGGAACGUCUUGAAGAGAGCAAGAACAUGGAAGCUGCUGAAAGGCAGAAACUGGAGGACGAAAUCAGAGCCAAGCAGGCAGAGGUUUCGCGUAUACAGGAAGAGGUUGAAGCCAAGGACAGUGAGACCAAACGGCUGCAAGAAGAAGUUGAAGCAGCUCGACGUAAGGAGGAGGAGCUCCGUGUGCAGCAGUUGGCCAACGCUACUCGUGGACACCUAGAGGAGAACGAGCACAAUGAAGAUGAUGAAACUGUCAAUGGUGACGUCAGCAGAGACCUUAACACCGAUGAGAACAUCGUUGACCCCAUUGAGGACAGGCGCACUUUAGCGGAGAGAAAUGAACGCUUACAAGAUCAGUUGCAGGGUCCUAUAUGUUGCGGACUAUGCAAAAACAGGAAAAAAUUGCACGAGGCAUUGAAAAAGGAUUUGGCUCAAAGCCGCGACGAAACCAAGGAAACCGCUAUGGAUAAAAUCCACCGAGAGAACGUCCGUCAAGGUCGCGACAAAUACAAAACCCUUAGAGAAAUCCGCAAAGGCAACACCAAACGUCGUGUCGAUCAGUUCGAAAACAUGUAAUUAUAUGUCAUGUUCCAUCUAUAGACGUGCAUACUCUUAUCCAUCCGGUUAAAUGCAUACCACAGACAAUACGUGGGAAAACGAAGAGUAUUAAAGUUACUUAAGCCUUAUUUAAGUGUGAUUCUGCUGCAUGGAAAGAUAUAUCCUGAUUAAUUUAUCUUGUAAUAGGUCUUCUAUAACAGCAUAUAAUUGGAAUAAUGGGCAUUUAAUGCUAAAAUCCUUAACCCAAAAUAUAAAGUUACUAUGUCAUUCACAUUAAUUUUCCACUGAUAACAGAUUUGUCUUUUCCUGUAUUGUAUGUGGUUUGCUCCACAAACUGUCAUUCAGUUACACAGAACUGAUAUGUGUGUUUUAAUAGGAUGGUGGUUUACUGAUUUGAUAAAAUGAUGCUCAAUGGUGAGUCUUAUUUAAAAUAUAACAAAUAUUCCCUGGUUUUUACUUAUUAAGUAUUAUUAAUUUUCGAGUUGUAAUAUAAAGAGGUUGCUUUGCUCAUAGACGGCCUUAGAAAUCUUUAACUUUGUGCUUUUUUAGGUUAUAGCGCACUCAAUCUAGCACUGCCAAAUGGGAAACCUUUUUAGGUGGAUAAAUUCAUGGAUUACCAGAUAUAAUUUUUGUAUAGAAAUAACUGCAUUCACAAAAUACGCUGUACUCCAAGAAAGCUUUAUUUUCAUCAUAAAAACAAGGAAUGUUACUAUGAACAUCUAAAUAUUACACAACUCAAAUCUAAAGUACAAUAAUUGAUGCAUGUCUAUGAUGUUCAGUUUUCUCGCCAUUUUCACCCUUCCUGUUGCAAAAUUGAUAUGUCACCCACAAGUUAUUUAAUGUAUUACUCUUUAUCAGUUUGAUUUCAUCGAUAAAUUAUUCUGUUCACAGGUUUUUCUAGUUUUGUCAUUUUCUGUCGACCUUCUGUUCCGUACAUCAACAAAAAAUAGCUGCGCAAUUUUUUCCUACACUAAAAAAUUAUUUAAUACAAAUUGUUCAGUACAAUUUUGUAUUUCAGAAUUCUGGGAAUAUUUUCACGAGUAUUUACAAGACCUAUUUAGUAAAUAAUACAUUAAUCCCCCAAAUUAAGAUUAAUAAUCAUUCUGCUAUCGGUAACUCACAUUCUAGAUUGUGUGUACUAUUACAGCUUUUUCUAAUAUAUAUGUUUUAUUUUCCUUAUAUGCUCUUCGAUGUGAUAAGAUAGAUCAAAAAUUGAUUUACUGUUUCAUCAUGAUCUACUUGUUUCAUCUUUGUAUCAACUAAAAUCGAAAAACGCAUUCCAGUUUUUGUAGUAUGUAAUGUUAGUGCCAUUUUGGUUGACGGGCUAAUGAGUAUCAAAAGGAUAUUUUUUGAUGAAUUUUCAAAUUUGUACAAGUAAACAUCGAUGAAUAUUUUUGCAAUAAAUAUAUAUUUUUUACACUUCAAUAUAUGGCCUGGUGCUUCCAGAACACAGUUUUACUAUGCAACUGAUUGCAAUUUCAAAGUAUAUUAUUAUUGCUUACUCACAUCAAAAUUCAUACUGCUCGUUCGUGUAUAUUUUCAACACACAAAACUCGCAACAGUUGUAUACAAAAACUUCUUUUUUUUUCUAUGUAAAUAAUCAUGUAUUUGUCGAAGUUGCAGAGAAUUAUUUAUCUUUUUAUUUUUUGAUUUCGAACUACUUGUUAUACAUUCUUUGCACCUUUGAACAGUUAUGUACAUAUAUAUAAAAGAAAUCUAUACCAUGUUGCCUUUUUUAGAAAAUAUGUAAUUUUUGGAUGAUAUUUUACACAUAAUUGUAACUUCUAACAAUAUUAUACAUGGUUAAGGAUUUUUUCAGAUGAAAAACAUUUUUUACUAAGCUGUACUAUAAUCAGGAUUUUUAUUUUGCAAAAACAUAUUUCCUCCGUUACGUUUGCAUUUAAUUCUUAGGUUAUUUGAUUGAAGAAACCUGCCCAUUUGUAUAUUCUACUUAAACUACUCCUAGUAGUUCUUUUAAAGUUGUAUUUAAAGUAAUUACAACAUUUAUUAUACGUUUAGGGUAAUCAAUAAAUAUUAUUUGGAAUUGUUUGCUUAUUAUAAACUUUGCUUGUUGAUUUUCAUGCAUUAAAAUAUGUGGCCCAUCUUCCCUGAAAGUUUGAUGUUCAACCAACUAUUAAGAAUGAAC
Messenger RNA from Acanthoscelides obtectus, 4578 nucleotides. NCBI's taxonomy places the organism in Eukaryota, Metazoa, Arthropoda, Insecta, Coleoptera, Chrysomelidae. The record is from the annotation of a GenBank genome assembly.